Colletotrichum scovillei is the source of this 1464-nucleotide messenger RNA. Its product is annotated as pantothenate transporter liz1. Gene Ontology annotation, biological process: transmembrane transport. Gene Ontology annotation, molecular function: transmembrane transporter activity. Lineage: Eukaryota; Fungi; Ascomycota; Sordariomycetes; Glomerellales; Glomerellaceae. The coding region runs from base 1 to 1464 and encodes 487 amino acids. Gene Ontology annotation, cellular component: membrane. The record is from RefSeq and is a predicted model, not a curated record. The transcript is spliced from 7 exons.
AUGGCAGAAUCAUCGCCUCAGCCUUCAAAAGCGCCCUCGCGGUCAUUUCGCUCUUUCAUCUGGGACACGGAUACGCACCUGAAGAGUCAUGAAGAGCGCGUAUUGCUUCGCAAGUUGGAUUGGUCAAUCUUGACCAUAGGAUGCUUAGGCUUCUUCAUGAAGUAUCUCGAUCAGGGAAACCUUGCAAACGCCUACGUCUCAGGAAUGCAGGAGGACCUCAAGAUGUUUGCCAACGAGUAUACGUAUGCUCAAAUGGUUUACACCUGCGCCUAUGCUGUGAUGCAAAUUCCGAGUACUUUGAUUGUUCAGAAGAUCAGGCCGAGCAUAUGGUUGGCCGCAAUGGAAGUCGGAUGGGUAUUCCUUGCCCCUCUCGGGAGAUCUCAAGCACGCAUGCAUGCUGACACUAUCGUUCUUCAGGGUAUCUUUACAUUUGCCCAGGCAGGGACGCAGAACGUUGGCCAGCUCUACGCAUUUCGAUUCCUUGUCGGAUUCUUUGAAAGCUCUUUCUUUCCUGUCUUACUUUAUGUACUUGGAAGCUGGUACACCAAAACAGAGCUUGCAAAGAGAAGCCUCGACGGUGCCCAUGGCCACGCAGGGUGGCGAUGGUUGUACAUCGUCUGCGGAUGCAUGACGAUUCCCGUCGGCGUUGCGACCCUUUUCGUCUUACCGGACACACCGUACACGACCAAGUCGAGGUUUCUGACCGCCAAAGAAUGCGAGCUGGCCAUUGAUCGAGUAACGAAGGCUGGUAAAGCGGCACCUGCAGGAGUCACCUUGGCUACUUUCAAAAGAGUCCUUCUGAAGUGGAGGUGGUACGCUUUUGUCUUGGGCUAUGUCCUCUACGGUGAAUCUUGCCAAUCGGGUGGAUAUUUUGCCAUCUGGCUCAAGGCGGAGAAAUUUUCGGUUGUAGACAGAAAUGUCAUCCCAACCGGCUCAAAGCUCAUCAGUGCUUUCUGUAUCAUUCUCUGGGGCUUCCUGUCGGACUACACCGGAAGCCGCUUUGCAUUGAUCAUCUGCCCAUUGCUGCUGGCCUUGAUCCCAAACGGCAUCUUGGCUUUCUGGCCACCAAGCGUGCAGCUGAAGUUAUUUGCUUUCCUGACGAGCAGUGUGCAUCUCAUGACGGCGGUAUUCUACACUUGGGCGAAUGAAAUAUGCGCCGGCGACAAUGAGGAGCGCGCUUUGGUCAUCAGUAGUAUGAAUGGAAUGCAAUAUGCCGUCGACGCAUGGCUUCCCCUUGUCAUCUUUCCGCAAACCAUGGCUCCAACCUUUAGAUACGGGUUUCCUGCAACGUUUGGUUUCAUCAUCGCCGCAAUCAUUGCAGUGGUUGGUAUCCGCCUUUUAGUUUUCCGAGAACAGAAGCGAGGAUCUAAGGAUGGAGAGACAACUUUGGAAUCUGGAGGAGUGGAAUUUCACCCUGAAGGAAAUGAGAGCAUCGGGGAAAGCGACGGGACCGACAAGAAGUAG